Molecule: messenger RNA, 1572 nt
Organism: Thermochaetoides thermophila DSM 1495
Lineage: Eukaryota; Fungi; Ascomycota; Sordariomycetes; Sordariales; Chaetomiaceae
Exons: 1
Coding region: 1-1572 (523 amino acids)
Source: RefSeq, a predicted model, not a curated record
AUGAAGACUUCGCCUACCAGCAGCAAUCAGGUCCCCAACUUUUCUAGCAGCUAUGCACCGCUGACUCCCGCGUGCAAAGAGAUUCGCCUUCUGUGGCUCAUUGUGCCAAUCAAAGAACAAACAUCUGCCCCAAAGAGUUGUUGCAGUGUUGAAACUUCCAACAAUACCUUCUCUAAUGAGGACGACUCUGGCGAUGACAUUCCCAUUCACACUACGCUCGAAACCGUCUCUCUUCUCGACAACCCAGCGUACAUGGCGCUCUCCUACACAUGGGUUGACCCCUUCGCCAACUAUCAACCGCGCAGUUCCAGAAAGCCAUACAUUCUCCUCAACGGCCAACACGUCGAGGUGCGGCCCAAUCUGUACGAUUUCUUCCGAAACAUGCAGCGCCACAUCCAAACUGGCAGCUGUGACAAUCCGUGUGGCCAUCACCUCCGAUCUUUGCUUCGGCGCCUUGCCCAAGAAGGGAGCGAGGAAAAGGGGGUAGUGAGAUUACCGCUCUGGGUCGACGCCCUCUGUAUCAAUCAAUCGGACAUCCUCGAGCGAAACAGCCAGGUGAUGCUGAUGGGGGACAUUUAUCGUGGCGCGGCAGCUGUUAUAUCCUGGCUUGGCGAACAUCGGAAAUUAACCCGCGGGCUGCGGACUAUAAGCGAGCUGGCUAGGCGCUGGAGGGGAUAUGUUGAAGAGAUUGAGCAGAAGAAAAAAUAUCGGAAGAGAAGUAGGAGAGAGGAGGAUACAAGCCCGCCAAUGGCAGAGAGAGAUGCCAAACCUGAGGCUGUCCCAGGCCUAGAUGAGCAAGUGAUCCAGUUCAUGCGGUCGACUCGGGACAUCUGGCAUAAUGAACAAACACUAAUAAGCCUCUUGCGUGUCUUCCAUACCAAGUACUGGCGCCGGAUAUGGAUUGUGCAGGAGAUGGUCCUUGCAAAUCCCGAGUCCCACAUCUUCAUGACUGGGCCAGGCCCUCACAUGGCAUCGAUAUCUGACAUGAGGGUGAUGAUAAUAUGCCUAACAAAUUUUUGGAGGUUGUUAACCAGUUCAAUCACAACCGUUGCGAAUGAAGGUAACCAGGAGGAUGAGGAGAAAAGAGAUGUCCUCAUCAUGUGGAAGCUGAAGGACACAAUCAGCUUUGAGGUGUACCAGUGGUGGGUGCUCCACAAACUACAGCGCGGGGAGCAGACGCCUUCUCUGAUGUUUGUGCUCAAUACUGCCUUUGGACAUGAUACAACGGAACCACUAGAUGCUGUCUAUGGCCUGCUGAACUUGCUGCCCCCUGACUGUGGGAUUGUGCCGGACUACCAGCGCUCCGUCCGCGACGUAUAUAUAGACUGGGCCGUUCGUACUAUGCGCGAAUGCGGAAACUUGAACCUAUUGACCUGGAUCUGGUCGAAGAAGAAGAGCGGCCCAGACUUUGGGCUUCCUUCAUGGGUUCCAGACCUGUUCAACUCUAAAAGCCGCAUAGAAAUGCGGGACUCCGACUGGGACAAGCCGAAGGGGCCCAAGAAUACGCGCAAUGAUUCAUCAAGCAGCAGACCAGCUCUUUUCGGAUCGGUAUCAGCCGUAAUGGCGCCCUGA